AUGAAGUUUUCUGUGCUGCUGCCUCUCCUCAUGUGCCUUCUUUCCAGGGUGGUGGGGAAGAUCUUUGGACGCUGUGAGCUGGCCCAGGUGUUCAAGAAGGCUGGCCUGGACGGGUACCAUGGGUACUCCUUGGGAAACUGGGUCUGCCUGGCUUUCUACGAGAGCCACUUUGACACGUCAGUGGUGGACCAUGAAGCAGACGGCAGCACCAGCAACGGCAUCUUCCAGAUCAACAGCCGCCUUUGGUGUGAAGAUUACAAACACUUCACACUGAACAUCUGCAGAAUCCAUUGCAGUGAUUUGCUGACCAGUAACAUCAACGACGAUAUCGUCUGUGCCAUGAGGAUUGUGCAAGGAUACAGAGGCCUGGGGGCCUGGAUGAGUUGGAAGGAAAAUUGUGAAGGCCUUCAUAUGUCUGUUUGGUUGAAAGGAUGCAUCCUCUGA
This is a messenger RNA of Elgaria multicarinata webbii, 444 nucleotides long. Its product is annotated as sperm acrosome membrane-associated protein 3-like. The transcript is spliced from 4 exons. Gene Ontology annotation, molecular function: lysozyme activity. Lineage: Eukaryota; Metazoa; Chordata; Lepidosauria; Squamata; Anguidae. The record is from RefSeq and is a predicted model, not a curated record. Bases 1 to 444 code for a protein of 147 amino acids. Gene Ontology annotation, cellular component: sperm flagellum; acrosomal vesicle. Gene Ontology annotation, biological process: fusion of sperm to egg plasma membrane involved in single fertilization.